CGUCGGUCGGUCUGUCAGUGGCCCUCACUCUCACUCUCAGUCAUCAUUGCAUCUGUGGAAUGUCGAGGGGCCGCAUGAAGGUCGACGCGGCCUCCAUCAACUCACGCUGACGCAAGAUGGACAUCACACCGAUGAGAACACAUCACACAGACAUGCCAUGUGUGUCUGUGUGUGCACCACCUCGAGUUGUCUGAUGGUCUUCAUUUUGGCCUCGUCCUUUGCCCUCUUCUCAGCUUCGAUCUCACCCAAACGAAUCUGUCGACACACACACAGAGACAUGGGGAGUCGGUGUGUUUCGUGUGUUGUGUGUUGUGAUGGUCUGUGUGACCUCUCGUUGCUCUGUUUUGAUUUGCUGUUGUGUCAUUGGGAUGGGCGGCGGCAGACUUUUGACGCGGGCCAACUGGGAACGCAAGUAGCGGUCCUCACCUGACCACACACGAGACACACACAUGCAGCAGAUGUGUCAGGGUGAUCUGUGAUGUGUGUGUGUGUGUACGUCUGUUGCAGUUUUCCUCGAGUUCGCUCUCCUCUGCGUCGGACACGCCACUCUACACAAAGACACACACAAUCACAGAGACACCGAUGGAUGGUCUGUGUUUGUCUGUGUGUCUCUUUCAUACGAUUGUCUGUCGAGUGCGGGCCUCUUCCUCUCGGUCGUCGCGCAGCGCCUCGCGCAGCCCAUCGGCCUACAAAGACAAAGACAUGUAUGUCACACACAGAGAGACACACAACCAGAGAGUCAGCGUCUCUGAGUGUCUGUCUGCCGUUGAUCCACACGCAUGAGCUGACGUGAAUUUUGUCGAGGACGUCCUCAUCGUCAUUGUGAUUGUUGCCUUUGUGUGUGGUCGGUGUGAGUGCCUCUCCUUCUCCGGCCAGCAGACCGCCGCACACAAACAGCAGCAGCAAAGCCACACCCGAGGCAGUCACGCAACGCAU
Messenger RNA from Vitrella brassicaformis, 936 nucleotides. Lineage: Eukaryota; Vitrellaceae. The record is from the annotation of a GenBank genome assembly.